Molecule: messenger RNA, 696 nt
Organism: Gymnodraco acuticeps
Lineage: Eukaryota; Metazoa; Chordata; Actinopteri; Perciformes; Bathydraconidae
Product: fatty acid-binding protein, brain
Exons: 4
Coding region: 65-463 (132 amino acids)
Biological process (GO): fatty acid transport
Cellular component (GO): nucleus; cytosol
Molecular function (GO): fatty acid binding
Source: RefSeq, a predicted model, not a curated record
ACUUGCAAAAGCCGCAGCUUGCUCCGUUUGUUCUGGAGAUUACUUUGCCUCUUAAACCUUCACCAUGGUCGACGCCUUCUGUGCCACUUGGAAACUGGUCGACAGUGAGAACUUUGAUGAGUACAUGAAAGCCCUCGGUGUUGGCUUUGCCACCCGUCAGGUUGGAAAUGUCACCAAGCCGACUGUGAUCAUCAGCCAGGAAGGAGACAAGGUGGUGGUCCGCACCCAGAGCACCUUCAAAAACACAGAGAUCUCCUUCAAGCUGGGAGAGGAGUUCGACGAGACCACCGCCGAUGACAGGAACUGCAAGUCCACCGUGACCAUGGACGGAGACAAGCUGGUCCACGUCCAGAAGUGGGACGGCAAAGAGACCAAGUUCGUCAGAGAAAUCAAGGACGGAAAGCUGGUCAUGAAUCUGACCUUCGAAGACAUCCACGCGAGCCGCAGCUACGAGAAGGCAUAAGUGCUCCGACUGCCAGCAUCCCGACCGGCCACGAAGUGUUGAUUUUAUAAUUAUUGUUGACUGUUUGCUUCUCUUUGCACUCCAUCCUCCUCCACAUGUCCGCGGCCUGCAGGCUGCACAUGUUUUGUAAGAAUUUUUGUUUUUAUAUAUGAAAACAUUUCUGUGGUGACGGAUGGAUCGUCUUUGAAAACCUGUGUGAGAAAAACAUGAAAUAAAAAAGCACAGAGACUACA